AUGCACGGCCCUUUCAAAGAGGAGAUCUCCAGGAGGUUUAAGGCUCAGCAGGAUCAGCUGGUCCUGAUCUUCGCAGGCAAGAUCCUCAAGGAUGGGGACACCCUGAACCAGCAUGGGAUCAAGGAUGGGCUCACUGUCCAUCUGGUCAUCAAGACCCCUCAGAAGGCUCUAGAUCCAGCUGCCACCACUGCUUCUUCCCCCUCCACUCCAGACCCUGCCUCGGCACCCUCCACCACGCCCGCUUCACCCGCCGCCCCGGCCCAGCCCUCCACCUCUGGCAGCGCCACUUCGGAUGCCGGCAGCGGAAGCCGGAGGAGCAGUGGGGGGGGGCCCUCCCCAGGGGCUGGGGAGGGACCCCCCAGCGCUACUGCAUCCAUACUCUCUGGCUUUGGGGGCCUCCUGGGCCUGGGCAGCCUGGGCCUGGGCUCCGCCAACUUCAUGGAGCUGCAGCAGCAAAUGCAGAGACAGCUGAUGUCCAACCCCGAGAUGCUGUCGCAGAUCAUGGAGAACCCCCUGGUCCAGGACAUGAUGUCUAACCCCGACCUGAUGCGCCACAUGAUCAUGGCCAACCCCCAGAUGCAGCAGUUGAUGGAGCGGAACCCUGAGAUCAGCCACAUGCUCAACAACCCGGAGCUCAUGAGGCAGACCAUGGAGCUUGCUCGAAAUCCAGCCAUGAUGCAAGAAAUGAUGCGGAACCAGGACCGGGCCCUGAGCAACCUGGAGAGCAUCCCUGGAGGGUAUAACGCCCUCCGCCGCAUGUACACAGACAUCCAAGAGCCGAUGUUCAGUGCUGCCCGGGAACAGUUUGGCAACAACCCCUUCUCUUCCCUGGCCGGGAACUCCGACAGCUCGUCCUCCCAGCCUCUGCGGACUGAGAACCGAGAGCCCCUCCCUAACCCCUGGAGCCCCUCGCCCCCCACCUCCCAGGCCCCCGGGUCCGGGGGGGAGGGCACCGGAGGAUCGGGGACCAGCCAGGUGCACCCGACAGUCUCCAACCCCUUUGGGAUCAAUGCGGCUAGCCUGGGGUCAGGAGUGUUCAACAGCCCCGAGAUGCAGGCUCUCCUCCAGCAGAUCUCUGAAAACCCGCAGCUGAUGCAGAACGUUAUCUCUGCCCCCUACAUGCGCAGCAUGAUGCAGACGCUGGCCCAGAACCCCGACUUUGCUGCUCAGAUGAUGGUGAACGUGCCGCUCUUUGCGGGGAACCCCCAGCUGCAGGAGCAGCUCCGCCUCCAGCUCCCCGUCUUCCUGCAGCAGAUGCAGAACCCGGAGUCCCUGUCCGUGCUCACCAACCCCCGCGCCAUGCAGGCCCUGCUGCAGAUCCAGCAGGGCCUGCAGACCCUGCAGACCGAGGCCCCUGGGCUGGUUCCCAGCCUUGGCUCCUUCGGGAUGUCCCGGACCCCGGCGGCCCCGGCAGGCAGCGACACUGGGUCUGCGCCCGAGGCCCCCACCUCCUCGCCAGCGCCCCCCGCCACGCCUUCUCCAGCGGGGGCUCCCAAUGCUCCCCAGCACCUCAUGCAGCAGAUGGUCCAGCUGUUGGCAGGGGGCGGGAACUCCCAGGUGCAGACGACGCCGGAAGUACGGUUCCAGCAGCAGCUGGAGCAGCUCAACUCCAUGGGCUUCAUCAACCGUGAAGCUAACCUGCAGGCCCUGAUCGCCACAGGAGGGGACGUCAACGCAGCCAUCGAGAGACUCCUGGGCUCGCAACUCUCCUAACCCCCCGGCCGCGCCUCCUGCCUCUCCCUUCCCUGGGCGCCAGCGCCUGGCUCCUCUGUCGGCCCCUGCCCUUUGCCUGCCGCCCCAUCUCCCCGCCCCGUCCUCUCCAGACAGCAGGGUGACUUUAGGGGCACGGGCCUCGCCCCAGUGCCCUGCGCAUUUUGGGUUUACUUGUACAUCUCUUAUGGAGUCUUUGCUCUGGGCCCUGCUCCAGCAGGGCCGUUCAAGUGGUUUUCACAGUGUCGCCGGUCGGCCCCAGCUCCUGGCCCCACCGCCUCCUGGCACAGCCUGUAGACCUCUGGUGGCGGUGGCCUGGCCAUGCUGGGUGGGAGGAGGGACUGGGGCGGGGUCUUCGUGUGUGCCUCUAGGGCUCUGCUUGUUGUCUGGUUACUUGUGGCGACUCCUCUGUCUCUCUCUCCACCUGCAGCCUCACCCCUGCUGGGACCACACACUGAAGCAGGGCUGGCGGUUGGGGGGGGUGGGGACAGGCUCUCUUUUCCACCCCCCCGCCCCCCCCCCCCCCCCCCGUCCUGGUCCCUUCAUCCAGGCUUUGUUGGGAUGUCCCGUCCGAAGGGGGAGACCAGACAUCACCCUCUGUGUGAGGAACCGAGCCCUGGACCGGCCCGAUGGAGUUGGGUGCAAAGGAGGGAGGAGAUUUUCUGGAGGAGGGGGACGGGAAAACGAACUGAGUCACAGGCUCAGCGGCUGGAACCCGGAAUGGACACUUUGGGAGUGGAGGCCCCACGGAGCUCCCUUAGGCGGGGUCCAGGCUCAGGCCUGGCAGAGGGCCCUGGAGAUGCUAACGGGGUCUGAGCCGCAGGAAGGGCUCAGGGAAGCCAAGCGACACGGUUCACGGGGGCUCCUGCCGGCUCCGUUUCCAGGACUCGCCUGCAUCCCCAGGUACCGGGGUCUCAGUCCCCCUCACGAGACACGAAGGGAUUGGGGUCUGUCUCAGCAGCGGGUGUGUAUGCGGUGGGUACUCACUCACACACACACACACACACACACACACACACACACACACUCGAGUGGCACAGGACGGCGGAUUCCUGGUUGGUUUCUGGUUCCGAGCUGUCUCCCACCAGAGAGAGGUAGGCAGGAGGGCUGGUCCAGGGCAGGAGUGCACACAGUCCAGGGAGCUAGGUCCUGGGCCUCUGGGCACCGGGCACCCCAAGGGCAGUGUGGUCCUGAAGCUGUCGGGGAACAGUAGAGGGGUCCCUACCCCUGCAGCCCCGGCCUUUGGAUCCUUCACCGUUUCCUUCCAGGCCAGAGAGUUCUAUCUGAGGAAGGGAAGGAGAGGGCAGCGGCGACGCCUUUGGUGUGGAAUUGGACGUUGCUAUAUCGAGCGCAGGGGAGGCUCCUGUUGCCUCUUCUCUCUGCGGCUUCACGCAGCUGCUCGGAGGACCCGUGGCCGAGAAUAUGGAGGCGCGAGGGGCACAAUUGUCUCCCGAGUGGGAAAGUGUCCUGAGCAAUCCGGAGAGGGUGUGUGUGGCUCUCCCUCCUGACCUCCCCAACCUCCACACUGGCCUUUGUAAAUAAACGACGUGGUCUUUGUUGUC
Messenger RNA from Herpailurus yagouaroundi (jaguarundi), 3272 nucleotides. It is a transcript of the gene UBQLN4, whose product is annotated as ubiquilin 4. Gene Ontology annotation, molecular function: polyubiquitin modification-dependent protein binding. The record is from RefSeq and is a predicted model, not a curated record. Gene Ontology annotation, biological process: ubiquitin-dependent protein catabolic process. NCBI's taxonomy places the organism in Eukaryota, Metazoa, Chordata, Mammalia, Carnivora, Felidae. Gene Ontology annotation, cellular component: cytosol.